Melampsora larici-populina 98AG31 is the source of this 1179-nucleotide messenger RNA. RefSeq lists its product as uncharacterized. Bases 1 to 1179 code for a protein of 392 amino acids. The transcript is spliced from 5 exons. The record is from RefSeq and is a predicted model, not a curated record. Lineage: Eukaryota; Fungi; Basidiomycota; Pucciniomycetes; Pucciniales; Melampsoraceae.
AUGAUGAAUUCUGGUGGCAAGAAGCAACAUUUGGAAGAAAAUGACUCAACGAAUACUGGAUUAGGUGAAGAGGGACUUCAUGGGGAUGAAGAUUCAGAAGACGAAGACAGUGAUGAUGGAGACCUCACACAGGAAGAUAUCCUCGAAAGAAAAAGAAAAAGACACACCUUCCCGAAAAAACAAACUGAAUCAAGGCAUCAAAACACUGCUAUUGGAAAGGUGGCUCAGGCGCAUCUGGUACCAAAAGCGGCAACUCCUUUGGCCAGGGCGAUUCAUGAUUUUGCAAGGAUGUUAUUGGGGAUCCCUCGGAAGGCCAAGAAUUCGCUGGUUGUCGAUGACGAUGCUGCACCUUCGCUACCGGACCCUCCAACGGAUGAAGAACCUCAUAAUUGGGAGUCUCGUAAUCAAGUUGGGGAAACAUUAAUCAGGAAUGCUCAAGAGAAGGCAAUGAGGAAAUACCUUUCAAAAAAGCCUCCCAAUUUCAAACCAAAUCAAAAGCAAAGGAAGAUGGUGGAGAAGGAUGCCGCUGAAGCAGAGGUCCUUCGGCGCUGGGUUGGCAAUAAAGGUCCUAAAUUUAAAGAACAAAUUCGUCAUGAGGAUAUGAAGAAAACUGCUGAUGGGAAAAAGAAUCUACAAGAGAGUGUAAACGUGAAGCAGGGAAGAAUAAGACAGAGGCGGAAUAAGGAAAAGCUUUACAAGGCACGCUUAAGCGCAGCUCGCAAGCUCUUUGGCAAAGACUCAAACGAGGUUGUGAUGCUAUCACAUCCCGAAAUCCAUUUGGACGACGAACUGGCCAACGUGAAUGAUUUUGGAAGCCGUCAAAGACUACGACUUGAAUGGAGAAGCGCCGAGUUAGACACAUUAAUCUCCUUACUUGAUCAAUUCCACAUGAAACGACAGACCCUGCCAAAAACGAAAAGAGCAGCAAAAGCUCUAGUGGAGCGCGGUGCAUAUGCUCCUGAACCAGAUCCCGACCAAUGCCCAUCAAAAGGUUUUCAGGAGUCUUUGGUGUCCCCUGCGUGGCUAGACUCUCAGGCGGGCCUACUCAUUGAAGAAUUGAACUUAGAUGAAGAAGAUCAUUUCGAUAUAAAAGGAGUGAUUAAAGACACUUUAGAGGCGUUCAGGGCUCGUGCAAGCGUGGGAGGUCAAUCAAGUAGUGGAAGCGCCAUGAUGUCUUGA